Molecule: messenger RNA, 3450 nt
Organism: Chrysochloris asiatica (Cape golden mole)
Lineage: Eukaryota; Metazoa; Chordata; Mammalia; Afrosoricida; Chrysochloridae
Gene: TP53BP2
Product: tumor protein p53 binding protein, 2
Exons: 17
Coding region: 1-3375 (1124 amino acids)
Biological process (GO): regulation of apoptotic process
Cellular component (GO): nucleus
Molecular function (GO): p53 binding
Source: RefSeq, a predicted model, not a curated record
AUGUUUCUGACAGUGUACCUCAGUAACAAUGAGCAGCACUUCACAGAAGUUCCAGUUACUCCAGAGACAGUGUGCCGGGACGUGGUGGAUCUGUGCAAAGAACCUGGGGAGAGUGAUUGCCACUUGGCUGAAGUGUGGUGUGGCUCUGAACGUCCAAUUGCUGAUAAUGAGCGGAUGUUUGAUGUUCUGCAACGAUUUGGAAGUCAGAGGAAUGAAGUUCGUUUCUUCCUUCGCCAUGAACGCCCCCCUAGCAGGGACACUGUGAGUGGACCAAGGCCUCAGGAUCCAAGUUUAAAAAGAAACGGUGUAAAAGCUCCUGGUGAACAUCGGAGAAAGGAGAAUGGCAUUAAUAGUCCUAGGAUGGAUCUGACUCUUGCUGAACUUCAAGAAAUGGCAUCUCGCCAGCAGCAACAGAUUGAGGCACAGCAACAAAUGCUGGCUACAAAGGAACAGCGCUUAAAGUUUUUGAAACAGCAAGAUCAGCAUCAACAGCAGCAAGCUGCUGAGCAGGAGAAGCUUAAAAGACUGAAGGAAAUAGCUGAAAAUCAGGAAGCUAAGCUAAAAAAAGUGAGAGCACUUAAAGGCCACGUAGAACAGAAGAGGCUAAGCAACGGGAAGCUGGUGGAGGAAAUUGAACAGAUGAACAGCUUGUUUCAGCAAAAGCAGAGGGAGCUUGUUCUGGCUGUGUCGAAAGUCGAGGAGCUUACAAGACAGCUGGAGAUGCUCAAGAAUGGCAGGAUUGAAGGCCACCAAGACAGCCAGUCUGCUGUGGCUGAACUGGAUCGUCUUUAUAAGGAACUACAGUUAAGAAACAAAUUGAAUCAAGAGCAGAACGCCAAGCUUCAGCACCAGAGGGAGUGCUUGAAUAAGCGUAAUUCAGAAGUGGCCGUCAUGGAUAAGCGAGUCAAUGAGCUCAGGGACCGGCUGUGGAAGAAGAAGGCGGCUCUCCAGCAAAAAGAGAAUCUUCCAGUUUCAUCUGAUGGGAGUCUUCCCCAGCAAGCAACGUCAGCGCAGAGUCGAGUGGCUGCAGUAGGUCCUUAUAUCCAGUCAUCUACUAUGCCACGGAUUCCCUCAAGGCCUGAACUCCUGGUGAAACCAGCCCUGCCUGAUGGGGGCGUGGCCAUGCAAACUUCAGAGGGGCCGAUGAAAAUACAGACACUGCCCAAUAUGAGAGCCGCGUCACAAGCUAAAGGCUCUAAACUUCAUCCAGUUAGCCUUGAUUGGAGUCAUUCAAAUGCAGAGCUUUUCCCAAGCCAGAGCUCUGCUUCUGUACCAAAGAGCCCUGGGAACACUCCAGAACAAGCUGAUGAUGGGGAGGUUCUGCUGAGGGAGAAGGAGAAGAAAGUGCGGCCCUUCUCAAUGUUUGACACAGUAGACCAGUCUGCUGCCCCACCUUCCUUUUGUACUCUGAGGAAAAACCAGAGCAGUGAAGAUAUCUUGCGGGAUGCUCAGGCUACAAAUAAAAAUGGUGCUAAAGUACCACCUCCUGUUCCUACAAAGCCUAAACAGAUUAAUUUGCCGUAUCUUGGACAAAGUAAUCAGUCUCCAUCAGACGUUAAGGCAGAUGGCAGUCCACAGCAGUUCUCCACAGCUGUUUCAUCUGCGGGAAAUAAACUGAAGACGGCAGGACUGCAGCAGCAGAGGGUCCUGCUGUCUCCCACUGUGCCUUCCGUUGGUCAAGACCAAACCCUUUCUCCAGGUUCUAAACAAGAAAGUCCACCUGCUGCUGCGGUCCGGCCCUUUACGCCUCAGCCUUCCAAGGAUACCCUCCUCCCACCCUUCAGAAAACCGCAGACCGUGGCAGCCAGCUCAAUAUAUUCCAUGUACACCCAGCAUCAGGCUCCUGGGAAAAACUUCCAGCAGGCAGUGCAGAGUGCGCUGACCAAGACAUACUCCAGAGGGCCACACUUUUCGAGCGUAUAUGGCAAGCCAGUGAUUGCUGCUGCCCAAAACCAACAGCAGUACCCAGGGAACAUUUAUUCCAAUAACCAGGGCAAGCCUGGCAGCCCUGAACCUGAAUCAGAGCCUGUUUCUUCAGUUCAGGAGAACCAUGAAAAUGAGAGAAUUCCACGUCCACUCAGCCCAACCAAGUUACUGCCCUUCCUAUCCCAUCCUUACCGAAACCAGAGUGAUGCUGACCUAGAAGCCCUACGGAAGAAACUGUCGAAUGCACCCAGGCCACUAAAAAAACGUAGCUCUAUUACAGAGCCCGAGGGUCCCAAUGGGCCAAACAUUCAGAAACUUUUGUACCAGAGGACCACCAUAGCUGCCAUGGAGACCAUCUCUGUCCCAUCAUACCCAUCUAAGGUAGCUUCGGGGACUGCCAGCUCAGAAAGCCCAGUCGAGAUCCCAAAUCCAUACUUACACGUGGAACCAGAGGUGGAGGUGGUCCCUCUAGUUCCUGAAGCAGUAUCCCCAGAGGAAGCAGGGAAUGCCAGCACAGAGACAAAUGAUGUGCCACCUCCUUCUCCGCGAUGUGACUAUGUGUCUGAAGGAGCCCCAGACAGCAGCCCGAAUCUCCAAAAUAACUUGGAAGAACCAAAUCCAGAGACGCCCCAGCUGCUUGAAGUGUACCUGGAGGAGUACCCCCCAUACCCACCCCCACCAUACCCAUCGGGGGAACCUGAAGGGCCGGGAGAAGACUCAGUGAGCAUGCGUCCCCCUGAGAUCACAGGGCAGGUUUCUCUGCCUCCUGGCAAAAGAACAAACUUACGUAAAACUGGAUCUGAACGAAUUGCUCAUGGAAUGAGGGUGAAAUUCAAUCCCCUUGCUUUACUUCUAGAUUCAUCUUUGGAGGGAGAAUUUGACCUUGUACAGAGAAUUAUAUAUGAGGUUGAUGACCCGAGUCUGCCUAACGAUGAAGGCAUCACCGCGCUUCACAAUGCUGUGUGCGCUGGCCACACAGAGAUUGUCAAGUUCCUGGUGCAGUUUGGUGUGAACGUGAAUGCUGCUGAUAGUGAUGGGUGGACCCCAUUACAUUGUGCUGCCUCGUGUAACAAUGUCCAAGUGUGUAAGUUUCUGGUGGAGUCUGGAGCUGCUGUAUUUGCUAUGACCUACAGUGACAUGCAGACCGCUGCGGACAAGUGCGAGGAGAUGGAGGAGGGCUACUCGCAGUGCUCCCAGUUUCUCUAUGGAGUCCAGGAGAAGAUGGGCAUCAUGAAUAAAGGAGUCAUUUAUGCACUUUGGGAUUAUGAACCUCAGAAUGAUGACGAGCUGCCCAUGAGAGAAGGAGACUGCAUGACAAUCAUCCGCAGGGAAGAUGAGGAUGAAAUCGAGUGGUGGUGGGCACGCCUGAAUGAGAAGGAGGGAUAUGUUCCACGCAACUUGUUGGGACUAUACCCAAGAAUUAAACCAAGACAAAGGAGCUUGGCCUGAAACGCUACAGAAUAUUUGUUAAUGAAGAAAUAAUUUCUGUUAUCACUAAGAAGUAAUACAUUGAUGACUUUUUGG